This is a messenger RNA of Cervus elaphus (red deer), 3394 nucleotides long. RefSeq names its product src substrate cortactin-like. The transcript has 7 exons. The coding region runs from base 87 to 692 and encodes 201 amino acids. The record is from RefSeq and is a predicted model, not a curated record. NCBI's taxonomy places the organism in Eukaryota, Metazoa, Chordata, Mammalia, Artiodactyla, Cervidae. Gene Ontology annotation, molecular function: actin filament binding. Gene Ontology annotation, cellular component: cortical actin cytoskeleton; plasma membrane; site of polarized growth. Gene Ontology annotation, biological process: regulation of actin filament polymerization.
AGGGCCGAGGGGGAGGGGCCGGGGUCUCUCGAAGGCCGGGCGGGCGGCUCCCUCCCAGCUCCCUCCCAGCUCCCGGGCCCACAGCGAUGGGGAGAUAUUGCAGCCUGGUCAGUGGAAAGGCAGCGACCAGCGCGGCGGCAGAGUGGAGCGGCUCUGGAUUGGGAACAGCCUCUCAGGACAGAAACUCUCCCCAGUGCCUGGGAAUUCUUCAUUGGAUUACUGCGUUUUCAGCAGCGUUUUCUGAGCGUCUCAAAUCUGCACCUGGAGAAGAAAGAUGUGGAAAGCCUCGGCCAGCCACACUGUGUCCAUCACCCCGGACGACGGGGGAGCCAACACUUGGGAGGACUGCCCCCGAUUUUGUGAAUGACGUAAGUGAAAAAGAGCAGAGAUGGGGGGCCAAGGCCGUGCCAUUAUCUGGGCACCGGGAACACAUCAAUAUCCACAAGUUGCGGGAGAAUGUGUUUCAAGAACACCAGACCCUCAGGGAGAAAGAGCUGGAAAUGGGACCCAAAGCCUCUCCUGGCUACGGAGGGAAGUUUGGCGUGGAGCAGGACAGGAUGGACAAGUCAGCUGUCGGCCAUGAGUAUCAGUCAAAGCUCUCCAAGUGCUGCUUGCAGGUUGACUCCAUCUGGGGGUUUGGAGGCGAGUGUGGUGUCCAGUUGGACAGAGUGGACCAGGUGUGGUCUUCUUGACUUGAUGCUGAAGAAGAGAUUGGAUAGAACUCAACAUCUUCCCACUGUUGUUAUUAUUGUUCUAUUGCUAAGUCGUUCUUACUCUUUGCAACCCCAUGAACUGCAGCACCCCAGGCUUCCCUGUUCUUCACUAUCUCCUAGAAUUUGCUCAUGUCCAUGGAGUCUGUGAUGCCACCUGACCACCUCAUCCUCUGUUGCCCACUUCAUUUGGAUAGAACUGAACAUCUUCCCACUAAAAAACUCUUUAAAAACCAAAAAGGACAGCUUUGAAACAGAGUUGGAAACAUCUAUUUCAAGCCAAGGGCCAAAAUCACACUGAAUAGUGAUGUGUCACAAGUGGUCUCAUUAAAGUCAGGGACAAGUCAAGGAUGCUGUGAUCACCUCUGUUAAUUAUCAAUGCUCUGAAAGUUCUAGAAUGUGCUAUCGAACAAGAAAAUUCAAUAAUAAUUGUGAUAGCUGAAAGAGGGAAAUAAAUUAGCCAGUGAUUGAAGAUGAUAUAAUGGCCUACCUGAAAAACACAAAAGUAUCAGCUGAAACAUGGUAAUAAUAGAACAGCUCUGUCAGGGAGUCAGAUGGUAACAACUCUCCAGAGUUAUUGUUGGCAAAAGAAUCAGUGUGUAAUUCCUGGAAAUUGCAGUGGAGAAAGGAUGCAAUCAGAAAGAGCAAGGUUGUGGGGGGAAUAGAGAUACCCUAUGAUUAAACUUAAGAGGAAUAAGAUACCAAUCUGCACAAAAAUGUAAAGUUCUACUGAGGAACGAAGGAUGGAAGGAAGGGAUCAGGGGAGGGAGGAAGGAAGUUUGUAUAGAUGGAUGGAUGGAUGGAUAAAUGAACAGAUGGAUGAUGGAUGGAUAAAUGAACAGAUGGAUGAUGGAUGGAUAAAUGAACAGAUGGAUGGAUGGAUUAAUGCGUGGAUGGAUGGAAGGGUGGUGAGACAGGUAGAUGGAUGGAUGCGUGGUUGGAUAGAUGCAUGGACAGAUGGUGGUUGGAUAGCUGGAUGGAUUGAUACACAGAUGGAUGGAUGGAUGGGUGGAUGAAUGGAUUAAUGAGUAGAUAAUAGUAGAGGGAUGGACAGAUGACUGACUGACUGGAUGGAUGGGUGGAUGGAUGGAUGGAUGAAUUAGUGAGUGGAUGGAUGGAUGGAUUUGUGAGUAGAUGGAUGGAUGAACAGAUGGCUGGCUGGCUGGCUAGGUGGAUGAACAGAGGAUGGAAUGAAUAAUGUUUACAUAUGUUUACACUCCAAUUCUAGAAACAUAUUCUAGGAAAUUAAGUAGGAGCUGGGCGAUGAUUGUUUUCUCCAGAACAGUGACAAGUGUUUGGAAACGGCCUAAGUGCUCAUCAGUGAGGGGUGAGGUGCAAUCUGUGGACACCCCACAAGGAACAGCCCUUCCCCUCCUUCCUGCCACCUUCAGCAGCCGCCGCCCCAGGACUGACUCGUCUGUGUGUGUUUCCAGUUUACCCGCACUAAUGCUACAGGUGAUUAUACAGCGUCCAGAAUACGACAAAGACAUUUUGAACUCGAUGCGAUCUUUAAUCUGUUUAAAGUUGUUGUAUGGCCCCUAAGGUAUUUUAUUACAGACUUUUUAAUUAGUGAAAAAUUCAUGAAUACCAUAGAGAAAAUGUUUUAAAAUUUAAUGUUUCUUAUAUUUAUGCAAACUUAUGACUUUAUUUAUAUACUGACUUUUUCUUGUAUAGCCAGGCUAUAAAUAUCCUUUCAGAUCAAUUCAUGUUCUGAUACGUGAUUUUAGUCUUCCAAAUGAAUGUACUGUAAUGCUUGUCUGUAUAAAUCCUAUGAACAAAUAUAGGGCUUUUGUAAAUGAUGCAUUUAUUGUAAUUAUUCUUGUUUAAUUUUUAAAUGAUAAACCAUGAGAGAAGGGGUUUUCCUGCAAUUGUAAAAUCAUCAUGACACGGUGUGCAUUAUCCUUCCAGAAUGUAACCGAGCUCUCCAACACUCACUCUGAAAUGAGCGAACUUACUUUCAACCAAUUGUUCUAUUUUAACGACUGACCUAAACUGUACUUUUUCUAGCAAGAAAUGCUUUUUCUCUGCAGAGUGAAGCGAUUUAAAAGUACUGGGUGUUGAAUGUGAGCUUCUAGUGAAGUCUGGGCUGAAAGCAUGAGUAGAAGACGACUAUGACAAUCUCUCCCGUGACCUGGUCUCUGAGGACCCGGGUCCCUCUCUCCGCUGAGACUCUUCGGGGACCAAUCGCGAUGCCCUGCACCCGCUGCAGAGCUGGUGCGCUGGACGGUGAAGGAGCCACGUCCCACAGACAGCGUAGAGCAGCUCUAACAAAGGCCUUAGUUUUCUUAUGUAAAGCAUCUUUUUAUCUGUAAACAUGUUUAAAGAAUGGACCUAGGCAUACAUUUGUAGAUUUUGACGACAUAGCCAUUUUGGAUUGUAUAAGCAGCAAAUGUAACUUUUACUCUUUCAGGAGCACAUUAAAAAAGCCAGCAAGAGAUGCGUUCAGAUCACAGUGCGUCAUUUAUUAUGCAGUGAUAUCUCAGUAGACAGAGACGGCACGUCUCUUUACAUGUGGGUUCCACCUUUAAUUUACUUGUACAAUUCAUUGUUACCAUUCUGUUUUUCUACUAAUCUUUGGUGAACUUCCUGAAUAUGUGACGAAGUACGUACAGUCUACUUUUGAGCUAUUUUUAUCACAGUAUUAUUUAUUGCUUUCUUUCAAUAAAGUACUGAAGGAAAAUUUC